This is a messenger RNA of Cetraspora pellucida, 222 nucleotides long. The record is from the annotation of a GenBank genome assembly. NCBI's taxonomy places the organism in Eukaryota, Fungi, Glomeromycota, Glomeromycetes, Diversisporales, Gigasporaceae.
AUGGGUGAAUUUUUAGCAAAUAAAAUAUCAAAUAUUGUUGAAAGACUUGGUUCAGAUAAGUUUGCAACUGUAGUAAUAGAUGCAGCUUCAAAUUGUAACUUGGCACAUCAAAAAAUACAAACAAUUACUGAUGAUCUAUUAGAAAUAUUACUUUCUGAACAUAGUAAGGCAAUUACAAAUCAAGAAGUAGCUAAUUUAAUAGCUAAUGAAGAAUUUUUUUGA